AUGUAGCUGUGGGUGGAGAUUCAUCUGAUAACCCCCCCAAACCCUCAGCCUCUCAGCCCAAAGACCAUGAGUAACCAGACACUGGUAACAGAGUUUAUCUUGCAAGGCUUUUCAGAGCACCCAGAAUACCAGGUGCUCUUAUUCAGCUGUUUCCUCUCCCUUUACUCCGUGGCACUCACAGGUAAUGUCCUCAUCAUCUUGGCCAUCACCUUCAGCCCUGGGCUCCACACCCCCAUGUACUUUUUCCUGUUCAACUUGGCUACUAUGGACAUUAUCUGUAUCUCUUCCAUCAUGCCCAAGGCACUGGCGGGUCUGGUGUCAGAGAGCUCCAUCUCCUAUGGGGGCUGCAUGGCCCAGCUCUAUUUUCUCACAUGGGCUGCAUCUUCUGAGCUGCUCCUCCUCACCGUCAUGGCCUAUGACCGGUAUGCAGCCAUCUGCCACCCGCUGCAUUACAGCACCAGGAUGAGCAGGACAUUCUGCAGCCUGCUGGCUGCAGGCGUGUGGGUGCUCUGCGCCUUGAAUACGGCCAUCCACACCGGGCUGAUGCUGCACUUGGAUUUCUGUGGCCCUAAUGUCAUCACCCAUUUCUUCUGUGAGGUCCCUCCAUUGCUGCUUCUCUCCUGCAGCUCCACCUAUGUGAACAGUGUCAUGAUUGUCCUGGCUGAUGCCUUUUACGGCAUAUUGAACUUCCUCAUGACCGUCGUGUCAUACGGCUUCAUCAUCUCCAGCAUCUGGAAGAUGCGGACUGUGGAGGGGAAGCAGAAAGCCUUCUCCACCUGCUCGUCCCACCUCACUGUGGUGAGCAUGUAUUACACCACGGUCUUCUAUGCCUACAUAAGCCCCGUCUCCAGCUACAAUGCAGAGAAGAGCAAGUUGGCUGGUGUGCUCUACACCAUAUUGAGUCCUACGCUCAAUCCCCUCAUCUAUACUUUGAGAAACAAGGAGGUCAAGGCAGCCCUCAGGAAGUUUUUCCCCUUCUUCAGAAAUUAA
Molecule: messenger RNA, 990 nt
Organism: Nycticebus coucang (slow loris)
Lineage: Eukaryota; Metazoa; Chordata; Mammalia; Primates; Lorisidae
Product: olfactory receptor 13A1
Biological process (GO): G protein-coupled receptor signaling pathway
Cellular component (GO): membrane
Molecular function (GO): olfactory receptor activity; G protein-coupled receptor activity
Source: RefSeq, a predicted model, not a curated record